AUGUUUUUUGUAGGUUGCAAUGAUUGUGGCGAUGUUGCUCAUUUUAUGCUGGGUAUUGCUAUUGUGACACAAUCGAUGAGGUUGGUUGGAUUUUGGGGUUACUGUAAAUCAAAAUUAGUUCCGCUCCAAAUUUUCAGCUCAAUAUUUUUUCCAGAGAAUCCUUCAAAAUUGUCAAUUUAGUCGAAUUCACCAACAUGAAAUACAACAUCUCAAACUAUAUCACAACCUUAAAUUAUGCAAUUUAUCAGCCAUUUUUAGUCGCUAUAAUUUGCCUGAUUUUUGCCUUUUUCCCAGUCUUCCUCUUAAUUUUUCUAACAAUUUUGAUGGCUCUCAUCGAAGUUGUUCUGUUUAUAUUAACUUGGCUGAAAAUUGCAAGAACUCGCGAAAUUUUGGAGAAAAUGUUUGAGGAUAUCAAGAUUUUUGAGCAGAAAGAACAUCUCAAAUUGAAACCUGAAUUCAAGGAACUCUUGCGGGAACUGGAGACGAUUUUAUUGUGGAAUUUAAUUUUGAUUGGAAUUUCCAUUGUGGUUGCGAUCCUCACGAUGGUCUUGAAUGGAAUUAUUGGAUUGUAAGUUCUCUUUUAAUUUUUUCUCGCGCAAAAUUCAAACGUUUCAGCAUUUAUCGACCUUCUCGACGGCGUUCUGAUGAAAAUUUGGAUGUUGAGACGAAUACCACGUCUGAAAAAUCUGGAAAAUCCACUUCGCGAAAAUCUACAUCGAAAUCGAAUGAAUCGACUUCGAGAAAAUCGACUUCAAAAAAAUCCGAAAAUUCAAAAGGUUAA
Molecule: messenger RNA, 781 nt
Organism: Caenorhabditis angaria
Lineage: Eukaryota; Metazoa; Nematoda; Chromadorea; Rhabditida; Rhabditidae
Source: the annotation of a GenBank genome assembly